Molecule: messenger RNA, 1967 nt
Organism: Nelumbo nucifera (sacred lotus)
Lineage: Eukaryota; Viridiplantae; Streptophyta; Magnoliopsida; Proteales; Nelumbonaceae
Biological process (GO): cortical microtubule organization
Cellular component (GO): cortical microtubule
Source: RefSeq, a predicted model, not a curated record
UUUACUCAUCUUUACUGUCAAGCCUAUACUCUCUCUCUCUCUAAGCUGAUAAAGAAAAAACAAAAAGCUAUAAAACUGGAAGCUCUGUCCUGAUUUUGUAUCUACCCCAAAUGGUCUCGUUUUCAUUUUUGGCGACAUGAAUCGGAUUCCGAGGGAAUCCUUGGCCGGAGGAAGAAAUUCUCUGGCGGGACCACAACUUCGAAAGGGACGGAGCAAUGUCGGCUUCUCAAGGGAGACGGAUGAGAACUUGGAUUUGUUCUCCAGGAACCGCCGGAGCCUCCCGGUCGGGUCGUCCGACGAACGGGAUGGAUCAGUGAAAUUGGGGAGAAUUUCGGUUGAACCAGUGAAACUAGCAAGGAGCGGAAUGGACGAUCUACUGUCUUCAGUAGACGGGGGAAAGCACGAUUAUGACUGGCUUCUCACUCCUCCUGGAACACCUCUUUUCUCUUCAUCGGAUACAAGUGAGUUCCCUCCAACUUUAUCAGCUCCAAGAAGCAGUUCCUCGGGUAGAUCAGUUUCCACCACUAAAGCCUCAAGGCUUUCGGUAAUGCAAUCAGAGAACAACCAUUCAUCAAGACCAACUAGAAGUAGUUCAGUAACACAACCUUCUGUGCACUAUAAUACAAACUCUUCUAAUAACUCCAAUAGAACUUCAAUGCUAAACACAAGCUCAGCAUCAGUCACAUCUUUGUACAGACCAUCCACCCCCACUACUCGUUCAAAUUUGUCAUCUAGUACAAGACCUUGCACCCUAUCUUCCCGGUCAAUGCCAUCGCGAUCAUCAACACCAUCCAAAUCCCGGCCAGGUCCCAUCAGCUCUCCUAAUGACAAAACCAAAGUACCCCAAAAUUUAACACACUCUACACUAAGCACCAGACCUCAAGUCCCUGCAAACUUGAAUUUUCCAUCAUCUCGACCAAACUCACAGUCAUCAACUCCCAAUCGUUUGACCCAAACAGCAGUUCCAGUUCCAACUCCAUCAGUAGCUCACUCAGCCUCUGUGGGCCGGCUUGCAAAUGGCCAAAAUCCAGCACCUGCUUCCCGUGGAAGUUCCCAAGGACCACGGGCCCGGCCACCAUCACAGCCCAUUGUGAUUCCUGAUUUCCCACAUGAUACACCAUCUAAUCUGAGGACCACAUUGCCAGACAGACCAGUUUCUGCUGGUAGAUCCCGACCAGGUGUUGCUGUUACUGUCAGGGGAAAUUUGGAGGCACCUGGGCUUAUCCCACGGAGGCAGUCAUCACCUUCAAGGGGAAGAAUUUCAGAACUUUCAGUGAAGGGCCGCUUGCAUGCUAAUGUUGGGGCACCUGAAUUACAGAAGGUCUCACCGGUAUUGGAACCUACAGUUCGGAAACCUGUGAAGCCCACAGCUGUCAUUGAGAGUACUGGGUUUGGAAGGACAAUCUCAAAGAAGUCACUAGACAUGGCUCUCAGGCAUAUGGAUAUCCGAAAUGGCACAGGGAGCAUUCGUUCUUUGGCAGGAACUACUCUAUUCCCUCAGAGCAUCCGUUCUAGCAACCCGAAUGGCCAACCUGCUCGUCCCUUGGAUGCUCCAGUUUCCAUCAGUAGCGACAGUGCCCCAUCUGUCAGCGGCAAUGGAGCCAUAUUGGAGAAUGGAAACUGUACCGAUAGGUCCACGGGGAGGGAGGCCAAGGAAGAUGAUGGUCGACCUUCAGCAAAACUGAGUGAACAACCAGAUAUGUUUGAGAGCUCUCGUUAUGAUGCGAUUCUGCUCAAAGAAGACAUGAAGAACACCAACUGGCUGCACAGUGUAGAUGAUAAGUUUGAUCAGAGCCUCAUUUUUUAUCACCGGUUUGAUCCACUACCCGAACCAUUUGGCCUUCCAUAACCUGUGGAGUGUUAUUAUGGUUUCUUUUUUUUUCCUUUCUUUUUACUUAAUUUAUGCCUAUUUUACAUCUAUGGCUAUUAUUUCGAGGAUGGAAUCCAUCAAAUUUUCUCCUACUUUC